GCUCGCAGACGACGACGCGCUUUUCGGGUGCGCCAUCGACGCGCGGUCCGGGCACCGUUCCGCGAUUACUUUUCGACUAUGGAUGUCUUUGGUGAAUUUGGGGCUCGCGUCGCAAACCCGGCAGCGGCGGAAACCUGACGCAAACGCCCGCGAGAGGACGACGGUGUGAGGUGUGUGACCCCGGGACGGACACAACGGCAUGGGCGUGAGACCGGGCCCUCUGCUUGCGGUCUGGUUUGGGCUCGUCUGCUUCUCGUACCGGCCCGCGCACUGCAGUUGGUGGCUGCUGGGCAUGCCGAGCACGUACCAGAACAUGCUGACGCUGAAGGCGUCGGCUCACUCGGAGAACUGCCACAAACUCCGCUACCAAGUGAAGGAGAACCGGGACCUGUGCGUGCUCAGCCACCGGGCGCUGCAGACGGUGAGCCGCGGCGCCAAGCUGGGCAUCGACGAGUGCCAGUUCCAGUUCAGGGCCAGCCGGUGGAACUGCACCACUUUCCACAACAUACCAUCCGUCUUCGGAGGAGUUCUCAACGUCAUGAGCCGCGAGAAAGCGUACGUGUACGGCGUGUCGGCUGCCGGCGUGGCGUACAGCAUCACGCGGGCCUGCAGCAAAGGCGAGCUGAACGAGUGCGGCUGCGACAGCGCCAUCCGGCAGCGCAAGCCGCGCGGCUCCUGGGAGUGGGGCGGCUGCUCGGACGACAUCGGCUUCGGCGCCCAGUUCAGCCGCAAGUUCGUGGACGCCGGCGAGGACCCGGCCACGGCGUCGGGGCUCAUGAACCUGCACAACAACGAGGCCGGCCGGCGCACGCUGCGCCGCAGCAUGGAGACCGUGUGCAAGUGCCACGGGGUGUCCGGCUCGUGCUCGGUGCGCGUGUGCUGGCGCCGGCUGAAGCCGUUCCGCGCCGUGGGCGACGCGCUGUCGGUCAAGUUCGACGGCGCCACGCACGUGCACAUGACGCGCGCCGGAACCAGGGCGGGCGGCCGCAAGCGCCGGCCUCGGCUCCGGCCCGUGCUCAGGGACGUCAAGAAGCCCGGCAAGAAGGACCUCGUCUACCUCGAGGAGUCGCCCGACUACUGCACGCGCAACGAGACGCUAGCCGUGCUGGGCACCACCGGUCGCUCGUGCAACAACACCAGCUACGGCAUGGACGGCUGCCGGCUGCUGUGCUGCGGCCGCGGCUACCAGACGGUGGUGCGCGAGGUGGACGAGAAGUGCCACUGCAAGUUCGUCUGGUGCUGCAAGGUGCAGUGCCAGACGUGCAGGGUCACCAAAGAGGAACACUUCUGCAAGUGAACUGCGCGCGUCUCUUCCUCCUCAGCCUCCGCGGGGCGGCUCUAGUCCCUGGCACGCACCCGCCGCCACCGCCGCCGCCGCCAACCGCGCCGUAGACGAGCGAGGCAACAAAAGCCAGCCGCACGGACGCACGGGAACAGAAGAAGGGGGAGAGAGCCUUGUCUGAUUCCAGCGUACUACACGGAAGCGCAUCCGCGAAAGAAGCGAACGGUUCCGAGCCGACUGCUGGAGCGACCAAUCAGGACUAUCUUCACGCAUUGGAAUGUGGCCUGCCUUAACGGUGAAGGUAUCGAGUGAUCGGCAGACGGGCGGGCAGCAGUUAGAACUGCAGGAGUGAACGUACGCCGGUUAUUCAAGGUUGUUAAAGCUGCGUAGUUUGUCAGGCACUGGCACAGCGUGCGCGAUGUACUACUAUACAUAUGUCACACACUUCCUGUCUGGAGCGUUAGGUAAGUUUGUUUUGAAGCAAGGAAAGCGAUGUUUCAGUUUGAUUGCUAGGCUCAGGCGGACACUGUGCGCUGUGGUAGUCGCAUCAACAUGGAAGCCAUAUAGUUUUUAUCCCUAUAUCCCGAACUUAGCGCCGCUUGACCGCUCCAGACGUAAGUGUGGACGUCUGUACACGCAAAUCGUUCGUGCGUAGGUAACGGAAAGCAGAGGACACAGCACAUGGUACGGCAAAGCGGGAAAAUUACGACUUACGAGGCUCUCACUGCAUUAUCUCCUGGACGUCCUUCAGUAUUACAGGAAACAGUCCAGGUCAAAAUUAUAAAGACCACCGCGCUUAAGAUCAGGGCUGUCGUCGGGCGAUGUGGUCGGUUCCCUGUGGCCGUCCUCCUGCGCUAUAGGGUGGGGAGAAUAUUAUUUUUUCUCCCUCUGAUAGAAUUCAUUGGUACUGCAACCUGAGCAGCAACCUCACUAUCUAGUGACGUACAGGUGCAGUCACGCUUACAGUAGAGCAUGUACAGCGUUAACGGAUGUGGUAUCCAGAGAAGAACAGCCUUCUUCCCUCUGUGGUGUGGCUGGGAUCAAAGGAAACUCGCUUGAGAUGCUGAGUGGCGUAGCUGUAAACGUUGGCGUUAGAGCCGAGUCAACUCUGUCCGAAAGAGCGCAGCCUAAAGAAGCACCGAAAGACAGCGUUUAGAUCAAUAUGAAGUGAUAGAGGAUUGCAAAAAAUGCCUAAAGUGUAUCUUUUACUGAGAACAGAGCAUUCGUAUAAUCGAGGAAACUGCGUAAACGUCUGACAGAAUCGGCACCACCAUUGUGAGAAAUGCGGGACCAGAUCGCGGUGACAUUGUAUGUCCUUCUAAUGAUUGCGUUAGAACGUGAAAGAAAAUGCAGUUUGGGCAACUUUAUUGAACGUCCGCACAGAAGAAAGCCUGCUCUUGCGCCGACAUCCGAACGACGUACCUUCAUCGGCUUUCACUGACGAUCCGCUAUGUAAAGUUGCAAUUUUCUUAGCGACUAUGCCGUGUUUUUGCUUAAGAAAACCCCAGUGACACUCUCGGAAGACUGAUAGUCUAUCAGUGUUUAAGGGCGGACCAUAAUGGUAUGCUACCUUUUCAGAAAGUUAUCUUCACCCUUUCAUCGAGAAAUGAAAUGCAGCUCAUGGGUGGAUAAAGCGAAGGCUGAAGCCUCUUUCGUUGAUGCCAGAUGGGUUUGUCGGUGACCUAUAACAGCAGUAAACGUAGCACUUUGCAAACAAGGACUAAGAAGGAACUCGAAACAGUUGGUCCUAUCCAGUGUGUCCAGUUCCUCGUUUGUACUUCCCCGCAGCGCAAUCUCUUUGAAUUUCGCGAACGAACUGUAGCGCCUUCGGCUUUAGCCUGCACUGAAAAAUAUCGCGGUACUUUCGCGUAUUUCAAUCCUUUUGGUGCAGAAACAACCUCAAGCAUUGCAAGGUUGUGUUUCCAUUCAUCUUUUGUGCAAUGUAGCCCUUAAUUCAGUCAGCUCUGUAAUUAAACAAUAUAUCGUCGGCCAGGAGUUGCCACAGAAUAUGGCGUUACAGGAGCUGACAGUUGACAGGAACUUUAUUGAAAGGUCCCGAGGAAAAAGAUUGGGCUCCCCAAUCAAGUUGGUGGCUCCGCCCUUGACGGAACCGGGAGGUGGUGGCUCUCGGCGACGUCGCGGGCCCUCUGGACGGCCUCUCGGUGAUGCGUAAAGUCCGUGCUUGGAGCUGGCGCGAGAAUUACAAGGUCGCAUCACCGCCUGUACUUUGUUUUACACAGUUUUCGCAAAUGCGAAGUCUCUGUUCUCCGUAAAGGUUGUCUAUUCGGUACUCAGGAAGAACAAUUAGUCAAUCUAAUUCAACUUGACCUCCCUUUUAUGUUCCACCUAAUACUCACAAAGUUCCUUCCAAGCUCUUACGGCUUCAGGCGCUCACGCCGUCUAAGCGAAAAUUUGUUACGUCAGGCUGUUGCUCACUGUGUUUGGUAGGUUCGUUUGCUUUCUGCAGCAUAUACCGCGACAACUUUGGCAAGACGCGCGCGCGCGGGAAAGGUGUUGUUGCAAACGCUUAUGCAACAUGAAUCGUGUCCAGAUUAUCUUUUUAAGGUGUUUUCUUUGCAGAAGCCAAGCGAGAAAUCAUGCUUUAUGUACAUAAUUUCCUUCGAGAUCCGGACUUUGGCUUCUCAAGUUGACGGUGGCGUCAAUGGUGCCAUUUCCAGUGCGGAAGCUGAAGUGAACAAAUGUAGAAGAUGGGAAGACACCACCCAACUCCUGGCCAAUCGACCGCAACGGUACGCGAGUCGUCACCAGCAAGAAAAGCAGCUUCACCCAGUGUGUUGCCAAGAAGAAACCCUCCACACCGAAGCGAACCCUCCACACCGCAUAGCCAUUUCGUCACUCCCUCUUCUUUCAUCUCGCGUGUGUGACAGUGCAUCGUGCAUGGACGCGCGCAUAAAUCAUGCAUUAGUCAAGACCCGGCCUGUUGCGCGAUUGUUUUGUUGCACGAACCCGUAUCCCGGCAACUUUCAUCUGGAGGUCGUUCGGCCAUUGACAGCUGCCAUGGCAUACAGUAUACACGGUGUUGCAGGACUGGAGCAAUUGUUUUUUUUGUUUUUUUCUUCCUUUUUGCCUGGCGGAAGCAAAAUCCGUUCGGGGCAUUUUUUAGCACUCGUGUGCCGCUUGGAUUAUGGCGCCCUUGUUCCAGUACGCGUUUACUGACAUCGAUCUGUGAAUAUUAACAAAGAACGUGUCGAAAAUGAAGCCAGGGGCCGUAUUAUGUAACGACUUUUGUUUCUUGGAUUAUAUUCAUUUCUAACAUCCGUCACAGAGAGUGGUCUAUACUGGUGACAGCGAAGACCUGACGUCAACUAGCCAAUGAUGAAGUGAAAAAAAGAAUGGCGAAUAGAAUGAAUCCUUACUUAAUGCGGCCCAGGGUUCAUGCUACAGCGUUCUACUACUGCAUUCUACUACUGAAGCGUAAAUGGUGUGCAACCCGGAAAAAUAGGAAAAGAAACAAUUUCGUACAAAUUUGUCAUGCGGCGUAACCUACCACAACGAGAAUCGGUAAACCUACGUAUGGCGGUUCAUAAAUAUACAUGUUCAAGACAGAACUAUGGUUAAAGUAGGUAUGCGUUGCUAGAUACAUUUCACCAGUGAUGUCUCUUAACUAGAGUGUACUAGAAUGGGGGAGUGGGUCCAGCGGACGUCUCGGCAAGCGCCGAGGGUGAAGCAAAAAACGUUGAAAUUGCGGCGGCGCUGCCAUCGCCUUAUUCUGAAUCUUCUGCCAAUAAACGUUGGCUCCGGCUGUUUCGGCAGCGCUCAUUGGCUGAGGCUGAGCUCACGGACUGAGUAGCUGUCGACCGUCUGCUCGACGCACCGUCGUUGUUGCGUCGUUUGCAUUCUUUCCGCCGCUCUUUUUCCAUUUUAUUUAAAAUAGCUCGGUUGGAAAUAAUCUCAGUGUUGCCGCCACCGAGUAUCCGCCUGUCAUAGCUCCAUGCAGCUGCGGUAGGGUCUCCGACGCGACAAGCGUCCUGCCGGCGCGCGGGGCCGCUCAUUCGGGAGAAAGCGACAGUGGCGCCACCAACUUUUCCAUAAAGAAAGCCUCAGCGGGGAGCCUGCGUUGGUCCCACUUCCCCAAUCUAGUACGCUCUAUCUUAACAUAACACUUGCAGUGACGUCCACUGCAGCCGUCGUUUGUUGUCAUCAUGCUACGACUCAAAAGAAGCGUUAGCCGCUAUAGUAAGAAAGGCUCCGUGCUUUCCCAGCGACCAGCAGACCUGUCGAGAAGCCGCCAACUUUGACCGACCUUCGCUGCCCAGAACAUUUACUAAUGCUGAAAGUGUUCUCUUUGUCAUUGUAGAUGCGAUAGGCGCUUUCAGUACAUCGUCGACAAAUCGUGCAUCUUUCUUUUCGUAGCGAAAGAAGCAAGAACUGUCCGGACGGCUUCUUGCUUGUCAUUUUUUUUAUAUGUUUAUGUGUGUUCACUCCCCAUUGUUCCCACUGACAUCGUUUUUAUUUAAGAGAAUCAAGCUAACAGCAAACUCUCGUAAAUGGCGUCGACACAUCCCUCCAACUGCACAUUUCACAUUUUUCGACCUAAUCAAACGAAUUGCUCCACUUCUUUCUAGUGACUGUAGAGGGAAGACCAAUAAAAUCGCAGAUCAUAAACCAUUCA
Messenger RNA from Dermacentor silvarum, 5915 nucleotides. RefSeq names its product protein Wnt-1. The record is from RefSeq and is a predicted model, not a curated record. The coding region runs from base 200 to 1297 and encodes 365 amino acids. Gene Ontology annotation, biological process: neuron differentiation; canonical Wnt signaling pathway; cell fate commitment. Gene Ontology annotation, cellular component: extracellular region. Lineage: Eukaryota; Metazoa; Arthropoda; Arachnida; Ixodida; Ixodidae. Gene Ontology annotation, molecular function: frizzled binding; cytokine activity. The transcript is spliced from 4 exons.